CAUAAUAGGAGUUAGGAGAAGGUCUCAGUGGAUAGAGAGCAGAGGGGAACCCUCAGCAGAAAAAAAUGGAUCUGAUAGAUCCUGGAUGUGUCCCUCACCUUCCGGAACUCUGCCACCAUGUGAGGCUGGUGCCCCAAACCCAAACCCACCAUCACAUUGGAGGGAGCCCCUGCCUUGUCUUGACCCUGUCUGAAGGGCAGGAAAGACAUCUAUGAUUUGUGAAGAGUUACUAGGUGGUAUAGGGACUUGAGAAGGCAGAAAAUUAUAGGACAAGUGAGAUGAGUACCUACAAACUCAAGCUGAAUUUGAAGUAAAUUUAAUCACAAAAUGGUGUUUACACUUGGGGGUUAGGUUUGGGAGUAAAGAAAUGUACAUAAAUUUGAUUUAUUAAGUUUUCCCACAGGACUAAGAUUUUUAUUACCUACAUAUAAAGUUAUUUUCUACAGAAAAAUUAAAUACCAGGUUUUAAAUAACUGAUUAGAAUGUUAUUUUUAGGGCAACUAAAUUAUAAAUUGCAGAGUAAUUAUAGCUAAAUUGCAUUUAAAAAUAAAUCUAUAAGACACAUGGAGUCUUACUAUGUACAUUUUAAUCCUUUAGCCCUGACUCGUGAAUUGAGAGGCAGAGAUAAAAGUAUGACGGAACAGCUGUCCAAGAUCGAUGAUGGUGAAGACAUUGACCUUCUCAAUUCACAUUACAGCAAGAUUAAGAGAAUUGUGUACUUGAUUGUAUCAUCCUUCACUUUCAGAAUAUUUGGAAUUUUGCUGACCUUUGUGGAUGUGUCCCUCAUCAUUACAGACAUAGUUGUCUCUGAUAGCACGAUGUAUAUUCCUGUGGAAUAUCGUUCAGUUUCUUUAGCUAUUGCUUUAUUUUUUUUCAUGGAUGUUUUCCUUCGAGUAUUUAUAGAAGGGAUACGACGGUAUUUUUCUGAUAUAUUUAACUCCUUAGAUGCUGCCAUUAUUGUGGUGACUCUACUGGUCAAUAUUGCUUGUAUUUUCUAUGACUUUAAGGUUCUUAAAGAUUUCCCCAAGUCGACAAUUAUUUUACGACCUCUACGACUUAUCACUCUAAUAAGAGUUUUUCAUCUGGCUCAUCAAAAAAGACAUCUUGAAAUGCUGACCAGGAGGAUGGUUUCAGGAAACAAACGGCGAUACAAGAAGGAUGGAUUUGAGUUAGACCUCACUUACAUUACUGAGCGUAUUAUUGCCAUGUCAUUCCCAUCUUCUGGAAAGCAGUCUUUCUAUAGGAAUCCCAUUAAGGAAGUUGUACGGUUCCUGGAUACCAAGCAUCAAAACCACUACCGAGUCUACAAUCUAUGCAGUGAAAGAGCUUAUGAUGCUAAGUACUUCCAUGAUAGGGUCCGUCGAUACAUGAUUGACGAUCACAAUGUCCCCUCUUUGAGUGAGAUGGUGGCGUUCUCCAAGGAAGUACAAGAGUGGCUGGCUCAAGAUGAGGAAAACAUCACAGUGAUUCACUGUAAGGGGGGCAAAGGAAGAACUGGAACUAUGAUCUGUGCCUACCUUCUUGCCAGUGAAAUAUUUGCAACCGCAGAGGACAGCCUUUAUUAUUUUGGAGAACGACGAACAGAUAAAUCCACCAGCAGUAAAUUUCAGGGAAUAGAAACUCCUUCUCAGAAUAGAUUUGUUGGAUAUUUUGCAAUGGUGAAAAAUACCUACAAUUUGACUCUUCCUCCAGUGAAAAAACUCACGAUGGAAAAAAUCAUUAUUUAUUCAAUUCAAGGUGUUGGGAAAGGCAAUGGAAAUGACCUAAAAGUACAAAUAAUAAUGCAACGAAAGCCUGUCUUUUUCUGUUCUGCUUCCAAAAACUGUGGGAUAGUUCAUGAUGCUGAAACAGACAGAGUAAUAAUUAAUCUAUCCAACUGUCCACCUCUGUAUGAUGAGGUGAAAGUGAAAUUUCUCUCUUCUUCGGAUCUUCCUAAAUACUAUGACGACUGUCCAUUUUUCUUUUGGUUCCAUACAUCUUUUAUACAAAAUAACAGGCUUUAUCUUUCAAGAGGUGAAUUGGAUAAUCCCCACAAACCAAAAGCAUGGAAAAUUUACCGUCCAGAGUUCGCAGUCGAGGUAUAUUUUGAUGACGUUAAGUUGUAGCUGGUAUCUAAGUGUAGUUCCCCUUCUAGGCUAGAAUCAUGUUCUUCCCAAUCCUUGCUACCUAUUUAUAUCUUUUAAACCUAUUUCCUUGCUGAUAUAUUUACAUAUUAUAUACAUAUGUCCCUGAGAACUCUA
Molecule: messenger RNA, 2240 nt
Organism: Globicephala melas (long-finned pilot whale)
Lineage: Eukaryota; Metazoa; Chordata; Mammalia; Artiodactyla; Delphinidae
Product: phosphatidylinositol 3,4,5-trisphosphate 3-phosphatase TPTE2-like
Biological process (GO): phosphatidylinositol dephosphorylation; regulation of phosphatidylinositol 3-kinase/protein kinase B signal transduction; cell motility
Cellular component (GO): cell projection; cytosol; nucleus
Molecular function (GO): protein tyrosine phosphatase activity; phosphatidylinositol-3,4,5-trisphosphate 3-phosphatase activity; monoatomic ion channel activity
Source: RefSeq, a predicted model, not a curated record